This is a messenger RNA of Dibothriocephalus latus, 372 nucleotides long. The record is from the annotation of a GenBank genome assembly. NCBI's taxonomy places the organism in Eukaryota, Metazoa, Platyhelminthes, Cestoda, Diphyllobothriidea, Diphyllobothriidae.
AUGUCUGUAGACUUUCUGCCCGUUCGAUGUUCCGGUUGCAACAAAGUCUUUUGCAAAGAUCACUACUGCUACGACUGUCACUCUUGUCCGGCUAUUGGGAGUAUAGAACGCCAAGUUCCAAUAUGCCCUCUCUGUGGCGUCCCCGUUCCUACUGGUCCCCACGAAUCUGCCGACAUAAAGGUUGGCCAGCACAUUGACACCGCAUGUCAAUCUAAACCCGCCCUGGCUCUCAAGGGCAAGGGUCCACAAGCCAACUCUGGCGGUCGACGUAUGUCUGCCGCUGGAAUCGCUGCCAUAAAACGCGCGCUGUGGAAUAAGCCACCCAAUGUAAGUCAUUUUCGAGAUGUAAACACUCUUUUUGUCACCUUUUAA